Oryzias latipes (Japanese medaka) is the source of this 1532-nucleotide messenger RNA. RefSeq lists its product as uncharacterized. The record is from RefSeq and is a predicted model, not a curated record. Gene Ontology annotation, biological process: response to bacterium. NCBI's taxonomy places the organism in Eukaryota, Metazoa, Chordata, Actinopteri, Beloniformes, Adrianichthyidae.
UGUUGUCUGCAUUCAAGCAAGAGAGAAGGAAAUGCAGCAAUGAUCAGAGGACUGGCUGCUUUGAUUUUGCUCAAUUUACUAACUGUGGUUCAAAACCUGGAGCUUCUUCAGCAGAUCUCAGCUGAACUUGGGGACAAUGUGACUCUGACUUGCUUAACUUCUGGUGUUGAUCAUGGUUUAUUCUUUUGGUACAAGUUUCAGUUUGGGUACAGGUUCCAAAUGGUCAGUUCAGGCAAUUUUGGUCAACUAAAACUGGAGCAACAAUUUGAUACCCCAAGAUUCAAUAUGGUGAAUGUAGGUAAUAUAUAUUCCCUCAACAUAAGAAAUAUUAGCAAAGAGGAUGAAGGCAUGUACAUCUGUCAGGCAGGAGCAGCCUACAAACUCCGCUUCAUCAGUGGCAAUCGUUUGAUGGUAAAAGAUCCAAAAAAGAGACCUAAAACCAUAUUUGUAAACCAAAGUUCCAUUAUGGAGGCAGUUCUUUCAGGCCAGUCAGUAAAUCUCUUCUGUUCAGUUUUGUUAAACACCAGAGAAAACUCAGACCUGUGCUCAGGUAAACACAGAGUUUACUGGUACAGAGCUGGAUCAGAAUCACAUCCCCACCUCAUUUACACAACCAGAUCCAGCUGUGAUGUUCAAAAAGGAAUGAGAUGUAUCUACAAUCUAACCCAAACAAUAAGGGGCCUGUCGGAUUCUGGUGUUUACUACUGUGCUGUGGUCUUGUGUGGAGAAAUCCUGUUCGGUGAAGGAACCAAAGUGCAGAUAAAACAACUGUCCCCUGAUGCCAUCGUCCUUGGAUCCUUGUUAGCCUGUUGUGUACUCAUGAACAUCACUCUAAUUGUGAUGAGAACAAAGCAAAAGUGUGAGCAGUGCAAAGAGUUAAAAGCUUCGGAUCUCGCUGAGCAGGACAGAUCAUCUGAGGGUUAAUGAAAGGAUUUGGAUGGUGAAGAAGAUGGACAAAGUGGACAAAGAGCAAUAGCAUCACAACACAACUGUUUGGAUUUAAACAAGAGAAACAAUCUGAAAAGUAAAUUACCGGGAACUCUAACGACACACCCUUUUAUUAAUCAGAUGAAGAAAUGAAACUUUUUCUUAAUUUUAUGCUGUCUGUAUGUUAUUUUAGUCAUUUAAAGAAAAGAAAAGAAAUCACACCCAGGACUCUGCAUCAUUAGAUGUUCAGUUGUUUGUUUUUUCAUUCAAACUUUCUAAACACACAUAUAUUUACAAAUUUGUCAGAAUCAAUUUACUUUUUGCAAAAGUAUGUCCCCAUCAUCUCAAUCUGCCAUCAAACUGACAUCUCAUAUUUGCCUCUGCCUGCUUCAAAAAGAGAGACAACACCACCCCCAUCCUGUCGUUUCAUUUAAAAGGUAGCUGCAGUUUCAAAGCUGUGGUUUUUAAAGCUCGUCUCUGUCUGGAUUCUUUCUUCAACUAGGAUGUUUAGGGCCAAACCUCAAGAUGUAUCUGUACUCAUUGAUAUGUGACGCCACAUCAUUAUAUAUUUUCUUCUUUUCAAUUAAAUACCUUUCUGUUUUUUG